Molecule: messenger RNA, 4077 nt
Organism: Rhododendron vialii
Lineage: Eukaryota; Viridiplantae; Streptophyta; Magnoliopsida; Ericales; Ericaceae
Exons: 4
Coding region: 75-683 (202 amino acids)
Biological process (GO): SCF-dependent proteasomal ubiquitin-dependent protein catabolic process; protein polyubiquitination
Cellular component (GO): SCF ubiquitin ligase complex
Molecular function (GO): protein binding
Source: RefSeq, a predicted model, not a curated record
AAAAACCUCAUGCCUUAAAUACAUAACCCAAAAACACAGAAAAGGACACUUCCCAACUCUGCCAAAGACAAAGCAUGAAUCAAUCGCAAGAGGUCAUACAGAACUCAAUCCCACGAGAUAUUGCCCUCAAAAUCGUCUCCUCCCUUCAGGUACGGGAUGUGUGUUCGUUGGGCAGUUGCUCGCGGUUUUGGCGCGAGCUGUGCGGGUCCGAUUCUGUGUGGGAGUCUCUGUAUAGAGACAGAUGGCCAACCCGUGUUCCACAAAUUAAGCCCGCCUUGAUGGGUUGGAGGGAAUGUUACAUCGACAAGCAUAAAGAAAUGGAUCGCAUUGCAACAGAUGUUGUGCAACAGUUUUCAUGCACCGAAUCAAUUGAUGUUGGGCAAUACCUGUCAGCAAUCAAAGGCAUGUGCUUCAUGGAGUUGGGAUUUGGAGACGUGCAGAUGUUCUUUUUCAAGCCAAAGUUCAGCGUACUAAUUAAUCUGAUCGGGUUACACUACUGCAUUAGUUGGCUUGGAGUUCCGACUGCUUAUGUUGGGGAAGCACUUGAUAGCUGCAAAUUUCCAAAAGGGAGGUGCGUGUUCAGCGGUGGAAGACUGGCGGGUAUGAUUUCAUCCUUCGGAUGGACGGGUAUCUUUUUCGUACAUUCUCCUUGGCAGAUCUUGCAUUGGGCAAUGAAGAGGUAGUUCUGGGAGUUCUUAGUCGAGACCCCAUUGUGGAGAGGCUUUCUGUGCAGAUUUCUGCUGCUAAGCCUGUAUCUACUCCCCUGUCUGUCCGAUCCCCACCAACUCAUGACUAUUGAGGGUUUUCCCUUGUGCUGUGACUGGUGUAUUUGUUCACAAAUUUCUUUCUGCCCCCGAGUUAUAUUUGUAACUGACGUUAUGCAUGUGUUUUAUGUAUCUGUGUAUGUGCUCAUUACCCUAAAAAAUGUUUCACAUAGUUGUUGGGGGGUUGGGCCGUUAGGGAAGGUUGAAAAGUGGGUUGUUUUACACUGUCUUGGGUAGAACUUAAUUCCAAAAGCUAGUUGUUGGAAUUUGAAGCCUCACACUUAUAUAGUUCAUAACUUCAUAUUACUUUGGUACCCAGACGAUAUGAAACUUUUCUUCACAAAUUGAACCCGGAACUGCUUUACUGUUGGUUUGGAUUGAUGCCCGCGAAUAAAUAUUGAGAAUGCUGCACUCAAGUCCACUAGACAUUUGAUCUCAUAAUAGAUAUCUGUGGACGCAAAAUCAACUUUUUACCCAUUUGCUCUAGGUUCUCUCAUUCAAUUGCCACUCUUACAAAAAAAUAUAUUGAGAUGUUUUCAAAAGACACUUUUCAUUGGCAUCUGUGCAUUUAUGUGACGUAGCUAGCUUAUGUUACUCGCUUACUGGCUUAAGAGGUUUCUAUUUGACGGUAUAAUGGAUCAAGCAAGGAAACGAGCGGACCACACAAUCCUCAUAGUUCAGUAUGUAUGCUUUUAUUUUAUAUUAUUUAUUCUUUUCGGUCUAUUUUUUUUUAUUAUUCUUCUUUCUCACCUAUUUUUCUCUUUUAAAAAAUUGGCGAGAAGAAGUCAAUUUUGUCCUUUAAAAGUGGUCUAGUGCUGUCCAAUAAAAACCGGUAUUGGCCUAUAUCAGCCGGUACCGAAUAGUAUUUGAAACAGGUAAGCUUUUUAUUGCAACUUGCCGGAGAUUAGGAUAGGUAAGCUUUCUAUUGCAACUUGCCAGAGAUGAGGAUUGGUGAGUCCUACAAAUGGUCUUUUUUGUGAAAGAGUUAAAAGUAUAAAACAAACCUUUACAAAGGUUUUAGGGUGGGUAGUAUGCCACUCUGUCUUUAUCGUUUUGAUCCAUUCUCAAUGUAAAUUAUCCAUUUCUUAUUAACUAUCUUACCUAACGAGAGGUUAACCUCAGGUUAUACAGUAGUUGCUUGUGUUUCCUUGUAGUUGCUUGUGUUUCCUUAUAUAAAAUCUUACUUUACUUUUGUCCCCGAUGUGGGACUCUGGUACAUGCGGGUAGCAAUUUUCAGUUAUAUUUUUGUUGACAGGUUGUAUGAAGAAAACUUUAACAAGGGGAGGUUACAAAAAUGGACCAUUAUUUUGGACUGCGAAAAUGGAAGAUUUCACAAUGCUUUGGGGUUGAUCUUGAAUGUGGCUUUCUCGAUUACUCCUUUCAUCAAGUAGAGGCUGAAUUUCCUUCCAUAUUGAAGUCCCCAUAAAUAUUCAGUUGGUUACGUAGUUAGCCUGGGCAUGUCUUGUUUCAAAACAAAAAUAUCAGUUUUAUGCGGCAGUUUAAACAUGUUAGGUAGAUGUUACUUCCUGCAAAAUGUAUUUGAGGUUUAAACUGUCUUUCUCUUUUAUAAGGAGGCUUGACGAAAAUUGAGACAUACUAGCUCAGUGGUCAUAUACAAAGCAGGGUUAUGGAACCCUCUUAUACUGAUGAUCGCGUUGUAAGAGAAGCUAUUGUACUCAAUUUAACAUGAGCCACGCGUGUCUAGUUUCGAGAACAGAGAACCUAGAUUGUUUGGCAUAUCAGUCACUGAGAGAACAUAGACAAUGAUACGGGACAUGGCAGGGGAUAGGGGACACUGAUACGGGACACGAUAUUUCUAGAAAAUGGGGCCUUGAACAUGACAACGGACAUGGCAAUUUUUUGUCCGGAGUAUAUGAUUUUCUUAGCUAUGCAAACCUACAAUGUAACCACCACAUAUUUUGUUUAGUACUCCAAUCGUGUGUAGUAUAGACCGAUGGUAUACGCCUAUAUGCAUACACACAUUUAAUAUUUACAAUUUUGGUCAAAUAUUUUUGAAGUUGUAAAUAUUUACCCCUGGAAAUGCUUUUAAGAUUUACAAAAGCUGCCUCUCUGUGCUCCUGAUAUGCCCCACCAUAAACAAACUCCAUCAGUUUCAAAAGAUUGUCCAGUCUUCAAAACGAAACUUUAUAAUAUAAUAUUUUUUGUCAAAAGAAUCCGAACUUUUUUUUGUUGACAAAGAUGCAUUAUUUUUGAGUUCUCGUCUUGCGAGAGACAUAUUUUUUUGGAAAAUUCAAUAGAUGCAUCUUAGCGUGUCUCUAGGCUCUAGCGUGUUGCAUUUCGACAAGGAUACUAGCAACCUCUUGGUGUGUUGAUGCUUCAUAGAUAGUCAUUGACUGCUUGAUGAUCGUGUGGAUGAGUUGCGUACUAAAUUUUCAGUAACCAUUCUUAUUUCCACUCAUGUGACGAGGCUCUUCACAAUAAGCUGACCAGGUACAUGCCAGUAUUUUGAUAUUGGUUUGGUGGCGCGGCUCACCAUAAGAUCUUUUUAUCCUGGUUUUAUGCCAAGUUCAAAUCCGUUCCUUUUAAUUUCUGAUGUCUCAUUGUCUCAUGGUUUCUGUUUCCAGAUUGUUCAUAUUUGGGAAGCACUUGAUAGCUGCAAAAUUUCCCAAAGGGAAGUGUGCGUUCGGUGGUGGAAUCAUAGCAGACGGCUUUUAUGCCUUCGAUAUCUGGGAUUCUCAUUCUCGGAUGUUCUCCUUGGCAGAUAUUGCCUUGGGCAAUGAAGAGGAAGUUCUGGGAAUUCUUCGUGAACGUGUCAUUCUUGAGGUGAGUCGCGUGGAGAUUUCUGUUGCUGAACGGACCUGUACAAGUUUGAUGAGGUUUUGAAACAAAAAAAAAAAGAGAUGGAGUUUAAGAGGUGGUUGGAUAGUUGAGAGUGUGAGUUGGUAUUGUGCGGACCUAAUUUGUUAGGAAUGUGUGUAAGUAUUUGUGUUGUGUGAAUGUGGAAUGGUGUUGGAGGUGGUUCCGGUGCGGUGUUGGCUGCGGUUGAUCGGAAGGGGAUGGUGGCUUGUGGUUAUUAGCAGAUGAGGGUUUCUUGUUGUUUCUGGGCUUUGCCCAUUAGGUGUUCUGGGCUUGGCCCAAUAGGAGUGGACUUGUUCUAAUGGGUGCUUCUUUGAUCUGUUUUUUGCCAAUCUCGGAUUUGGAUAUCGGGUGGACACAUGAUUAUUUUUAGAUUUAGGAGCUUAUGUUCUUAGAUUUAGGGAUAUGAUGUCAUCAUCUCUUUUUCCUUUAAUCUUUGUAAUAAUUUCAAAGAUUAUAAAAAUAAAAAAUAAAAAAUAAAAUUUGCCCUUCAAAA